This is a messenger RNA of Solanum verrucosum, 1158 nucleotides long. RefSeq names its product disease resistance protein At4g27190-like. The record is from RefSeq and is a predicted model, not a curated record. The coding region runs from base 1 to 1158 and encodes 385 amino acids. NCBI's taxonomy places the organism in Eukaryota, Viridiplantae, Streptophyta, Magnoliopsida, Solanales, Solanaceae. The transcript has a single exon. Gene Ontology annotation, molecular function: ADP binding.
AUGGCAGCUUUGAAAGAUGACGGGGUCACUAUGAUUGGGAUAUGUGGUCUGGGUUGUGUUGGUAAGACAACACUUGCUGACAGAAUAAGACAAAAGGUGAUACAAGAAAGGUUUUUCGAAGAUGUCGUCAUGGUAACUAUCAGUCAACAACCAGACUUACAAAAGAUUCAGGAUGAGAUCACAGAAGAACUAGAUUUGAAAUUGCAAGGGAAUGAUCAGGGGAUUCGUGGAGAUCAGUUGCGCACAAGGUUAAUGGAUCAGAACAGCCGCAACCUUAUAAUCUUGGAUGAUGUUUGGGAGUCUCUUCAUGAUCUAAACAAACUUGGAAUUCCCAGUGGUAGCAACCACAACUACCUGUGCAAAGUGAUAUUGACGACGCGUCUCCGAGCCGUUUGUGAAGCAAUGGGAGCUCAGACGAUCAUGGAAGUUGGAAUAUUAUCUGAGGAGAAAGCAUGGUUCCUUUUCAAGGAGAAAGCUGGUGAUUCAGUAGACGAUCCUUCUAUUCAUGGCACAGCAAUAGAGGUUGCCAAAGAAUGCAAGGGGCUGCCACUUGCAAUUGUUACAAUUGCAGGAGCAUUAAAGCGUAAAACCAAGCCUUCGUGGGAGAAUGCCCUUAAACAAUUACGUGGUGCAGAAACAAGAAAUACCCCUGGAGUGCCCACAAGUUUGUAUAGACCUCUGAGGCUAACCUAUGAACGCUUGGAAAGUAAUGAAGCCAAGUACCUCUUUUUGCUUUGUUCCUUGUUUGAGGAAGAAAAUGAUAUUUGUCCUGAAGAAUUAUUUAGAUAUGGAAUGGGGCUUCGCAUCUUUCCGAAAAUAAAAGAUUUACAUGAUGCAAGAAAUAGGGUGCGUUAUCUGUUAGAAACAUUGGAAUAUUAUUUCUUGUUAUCCCAAGGUUCAAACAGAAACUAUGUCAAAAUGCGUGAUGUGGUCUGUGAUGUGGCUAAAUAUAUUGCGUCUGAGGGAAAGCAUAUAUUUAUGGCAAGUCACGAUGUGUACUCAGAAGAGUUCCCAAGAAGAAACUCUUACGAGAAAUACAAUCACAUGUCAAUUGUCGCAAAUAAAUUUGAUAAGCUUCCUAGCCCAAUAUUUUGCCCCAAACUGAAGCUUCCAAUCAUCUUCGUAAGAAAUUUAUUGCGGAUUUCGUCAAGGAUUUGA